Molecule: messenger RNA, 849 nt
Organism: Eublepharis macularius
Lineage: Eukaryota; Metazoa; Chordata; Lepidosauria; Squamata; Eublepharidae
Product: aquaporin-4-like
Exons: 5
Coding region: 1-849 (282 amino acids)
Biological process (GO): transmembrane transport
Cellular component (GO): plasma membrane
Molecular function (GO): water channel activity
Source: RefSeq, a predicted model, not a curated record
AUGGCCAUUGACCCUUCAUUGUUCCCUCCACUCCAGGAACUGCGAAGCCGUCGGUUCUGGUGCUGCUUGUUGGCAGAAGCGACGGGCACCCUCAUCUUCGUCUGGGUCGUGCUGGGUGCCUCCUCCCCUGCUGGUCCUAAGCAAGUGCUCCCUCCCCCUCUCCAGCCAGCCCUUGCUGCAGGGCUUGUUGCCGUCAGCUUGGCACACUGCUUGGGUGAGGUCAGCGGUGCCCAGGUCAACCCAGCACUCACUGUGGCCUUCCUCUGUACUCGCAAACUGGAUGCUCUGCAUGCUGCAAGCUAUAUCCUGGCCCAGUGCCUGGGUGCCAUCCUAGCGUCAGGCGUCUUCUUCCUCGUGCUGCCCACUUCAGCCGUUGGGCAGUUGGUCACCAAGGUUAGCAGUGAAGGGAAUGCGGGACAAGCUCUAGGAAUGGAGGCUUUGUCCACUUUCCAGCUGGCUCUCACCAUCUUUGCUGCAGAAGAUCAUCGGAGGCGUGAGUUGAGUCAGCCCGGCAUCCUGGCCAUCGGCUUCUCUGUAGUAGCAGGAGCCCUUGCUGCGGGCAUAUUCUCUGGGGGCAGCAUGAAUCCUGCCCGAUCACUGGGACCAGCUGUAGUAACAGGAAUCUGGGAACAUCACUGGGUGUAUUGGCUUGGACCCAUCCUGGGUGCCGUCCUUGCUGGAAUGUCCUAUGAAUUCUUCUUCGCUAGCAGCGAUUCACGGGACAAGCUAGUUGCCUGCCUGACCUGCCAUGACAUUGAGAUAGUGGAGGCAGCCAGCAUGUCCCGUUCUUCAUUUUCUGCUCCUGCUCACACCAAACCGCCUUGCAAAGGGGAACACAGUGCUGAAUAG